GAAACGAACGAAACGAAAAACGAAAUUAAAUAAAAAAAAACAAUUUGACAGACGAUGCUGUCAUCAUCGACAAGAAUUCUUUAUAAGUGAAAACUCAAUGCGAACAUUCAAACACAAAUAAAAACAAGACAUGGCAGCUGGAAGUACAUUGCAAAAAGCCAUUGAUCUAGUAACUCGAGCCACCGAGGAGGACAAAAACAAAAAUUAUGCAGAAGCCUUGAGAUUGUACGAACAUGGCGUUGAAUAUUUUCUUCAUGCCAUCAAAUAUGAGGCUCAGGGUGAAAAGGCCAAGGAAUCAAUACGGGCUAAGUGUCUCCAGUACCUAGAUAGAGCUGAAAAGCUAAAGGAGUAUUUGAAGAAAGGAAGCAAGAAAAAGCCAGUCAAAGAGGGAGGAAGCUCGUCAAAAGACGACAAAAAGAGCGGUGAUAGUGAUUCCGAUUCCGAUGAUCCCGAGAAGAAGAAGCUCCAAAGUAAAUUGGAAGGAGCCAUUGUUAUUGAGAAACCUCAUGUGAAAUGGUCCGAUGUGGCAGGAUUGGAUCUUGCAAAAGAAGCCUUAAAAGAAGCGGUGAUUCUACCGAUUAAAUUUCCACACUUGUUUACAGGAAAACGAAUUCCAUGGAAGGGAAUCCUGUUAUUCGGCCCACCCGGUACCGGAAAGUCGUACCUGGCAAAGGCAGUCGCCACUGAGGCCAAUAAUUCAACGUUUUUCUCUGUAUCCAGUUCAGAUUUAGUAUCGAAAUGGUUGGGUGAAUCAGAGAAAUUGGUCAAGAAUCUGUUUGAGCUAGCACGACAACAUAAACCGUCCAUCAUUUUCAUUGAUGAAAUAGACUCUUUGUGUUCAUCCCGCUCGGACAACGAAAGUGAAAGUGCUCGACGUAUUAAAACGGAAUUUUUAGUGCAAAUGCAGGGCGUCGGAAAUGACAUGGAUGGCAUUUUAGUGCUUGGCGCUACAAAUAUACCCUGGGUACUGGAUUCGGCCAUUCGUCGACGCUUUGAGAAGCGUAUCUUCAUACCGUUGCCGGAGGAGCAUGCACGCUUGGUGAUGUUUAAGAUCCACUUGGGCAGUACAUCGCAUGUUCUCACCGAACAAGAUUUGAAAACAUUAGCAGGGAAAACGGAAGGAUAUUCAGGAGCUGAUAUCUCAAUUAUUGUUAGAGAUGCAUUGAUGCAACCGGUACGAAAGGUUCAAACUGCUACUCAUUUUAAGCAUGUUCGUGGUCCGUCACCACUCGACAAAUCGGUGAUUAUGGAUGACUUAGUUACACCAUGUUCACCAGGAGAUGCAGGCGCAUUUGAAAUGACUUGGAUGGAUGUUCCGGGAGAUAAGUUAUUUGAGCCGCCAGUAACAAUGAGUGACAUGCUGAAAUCUUUGGCCAGCACUAAGCCAACCGUUAACGAUGAUGAUCUAAAAAAGUUGGAAAAGUUUACCGAAGAUUUCGGUCAGGAAGGAUAGGAGAAAAAAACAUUUAUUUGAGAUGUCUACAAAAUGAAAUUCGUUUCCAACAAACAAAAAAUAAAUUCGAUAAAUUGAACUACAUCGAUGGCUUUCUUUUUUUUAUUUGCGUGCCGUUUCCAACUGUUUUGUUUUUGUAUAUAAUAUCGCUACUUUGUAAAAUUCCGUUUCAAAUUUAUAUUUUUUUUUAAUUGUAAUAAAGUCAAUGGAAUUAACUUUGAUUUAUUG
Messenger RNA from Bradysia coprophila, 1681 nucleotides. It is a transcript of the gene Vps4, whose product is annotated as vacuolar protein sorting 4. The record is from RefSeq and is a predicted model, not a curated record. NCBI's taxonomy places the organism in Eukaryota, Metazoa, Arthropoda, Insecta, Diptera, Sciaridae. Gene Ontology annotation, molecular function: ATP binding; ATP hydrolysis activity. Gene Ontology annotation, biological process: vacuole organization; endosomal transport.